Molecule: messenger RNA, 4422 nt
Organism: Cygnus olor (mute swan)
Lineage: Eukaryota; Metazoa; Chordata; Aves; Anseriformes; Anatidae
Gene: VEGFA
Product: vascular endothelial growth factor A
Exons: 9
Coding region: 1438-1995 (185 amino acids)
Biological process (GO): response to hypoxia; positive regulation of endothelial cell proliferation; induction of positive chemotaxis
Cellular component (GO): membrane
Molecular function (GO): vascular endothelial growth factor receptor 1 binding; chemoattractant activity; growth factor activity
Source: RefSeq, a predicted model, not a curated record
UUCCCUCGGCUCCCACCUGCCCGCUGUGCCUGUGCGAGGGGGGCGAGGCGCGGAGGGGCCGCGCACAUGUGCGCGCAUUGCACGCCCCCGCCGUGGGGCUCCGCGGGGCCGGGGCGCUGCGCGGCGCUGCGCGGGGCAGGGAAGGGAAGGGAAGGGAAAGGAGGGGAGGCAGCGCGCUGGCUUCUUGCAUCAGCCUCUCUCCUCCCGGCCUCGGCUCUCCUGACAUUGCAAAAGGGUGUUUCGGCGGUAUUUGCCUUGGGUCCCGGCUCGGGUUCGCGCUGCCGUGUGGAGUUCAAAAUACCUAGCUGGAAAAACAAAUAGAGAUCAAAGAGGACAAAAUGGAUCCUGAAUUUCUUCCAGAUUGAUUUUUUUUUUUUUUUCAAAAUGUAUAUCUCCUGCACCGAGAUUACAAAACCCCUCGUUUUUCCCUUCUCUCCUUCCUCGGUCACUUUUACUUUUGCCUCAUUGUCAUUCCUGAGCGAUUAGAAACCGACUCUUCCUCCUUGUCUUUCUCUCCUUUAAAAAAAAAAAAAAAAAAAAGGAGAGAGAAAAAGAAAGGCAGCUUUCUGUGCAAACCUGUCCUAUAAAUCUGUUUUCAAAAGAGUCAAGAGGGCUGUGUUGCCAAGAGAUAUUAAGGGGUUUAGACAGAGUGCCCACGUGAAAGUGGCUGUAUGCUAGGCAGGCGCGGAUUAUGUUUUAAGGGCUAUAAGGAGCUAGUUCUCCCCUGCCAUCUCCUCAGCUCUCGGCGAGAAUGCGGGCUAGAUCAUCUCCCACAGUCGUGAACAUAAACGUCGCUUGCAAACUAAUCAGUUAUUCACAUUGUUUGUUCAGCACGGAUGCUGGAAGGUAACUCCCCAAUUAGGAGCCAUUUCAGCUGUAACCGAAGUCAUGCAGGCACUGCACGCUUUGUUUCUAGCCUGUUAUAUCUCUACUUUCUCCAGUGACAGCCGCACGUUAGGCUGUGCUUGAUGGGAACCGAGGCUGAGCUCUCAUUAGAGCGUGUCACGGAGCAGCUCCGUGCAGCCAGCCUGCCAGAUUUGGCUCGUGGGACGAUUCUUUCUGCUCUCCAAGAGUUUUUCCACCGUCACCGAAAACAGGGCUUCUUUGCCUCCCAGCUCCUCCGUAAACUUGCAGAGCAGCGUCUGUUCCCUGGCUGUAGGUUAGACAACUCCGGGUCGGUGUCUAGUAAUAAUACCCUUCAACCCUCCCCUUGCUCCUUCUCCCCUCCCCUUCCUCUUCCCCGGAGAUGAAGCUGCGGAUCAGUUGUCGAAGGCUGCUCCUGCCCUGGGGGAUGGGGAGCGGAAACCCAACGAAGUUAUCAAAUUCCUGGAAGUCUACGAGCGCAGUUUCUGCAGGACAAUUGAGACCCUGGUGGACAUUUUCCAGGAGUACCCUGAUGAGGUGGAGUACAUAUUCAAGCCAUCCUGUGUGCCUCUGAUGAGAUGUGCGGGUUGCUGCGGCGAUGAGGGCCUAGAAUGUGUCCCUGUGGAUGUGUACAACGUCACGAUGGAGAUCAUGAGAAUUAAACCCCAUCAGAGUCAGCACAUAGCGCACAUGAGCUUCUUACAGCACAGUAAAUGUGACUGCAGACCAAAGAAAGAUGUCAAAAAUAAACAAGAAAAGUGGGCACAGAAACCCAGAUCUGACGGUCCUUCCUUCAUACCCCAGACCUGGAGCUUGCAUGACCCACGACCAUGGCAGUCAUUCCUAAUGCUUUACCCCGAGUCAGGGAAGUCCCGUCGUGUGUGUCCUACCAGAAUGGAUUCAAGAAAAUCAAAGCGAGGAAAGGGGAAGGGUCAAAAGAGAAAGCGCAAGAAAGGCCGGUACAAACCACCCAGCUUUCACUGUGAGCCUUGCUCAGAGAGGAGAAAGCACUUGUUUGUACAAGAUCCCCAGACCUGUAAAUGUUCCUGCAAAUUCACAGACUCACGUUGCAAGUCGAGGCAGCUUGAGUUAAACGAGCGCACUUGCAGAUGUGAAAAACCGAGACGGUGAGCAGCGGAAAAGAAGGGGGAACAGCCCUGUUUCUGGAGCCUGAUUUCUCGCCUGGACAGAAAAAUACAAAACAAAACACUAAUCCAAAUGAACCCUAAAAAUGAAGGAUCGGUAGAGCACAGCACUUUCAGUACGGACGAUGGACUCCGGAAGGAACAUUCCCCAAGGCACCCGCCGCACAGAAUUCACCUUUGGGUUUUGAACUGUUUUAUUUUAUUUUUCUUUUCAUGCUGCUAAAUAACAGAGCCAGGAAGACUAUAGGGGUGUAUUUGAUGGGUUUUCCCAUGCAUACAUAUAUAUGUGUGUAUACAUACAUAUACAUAUAUAUAUAUGUAUAUAUAUUUUAACCACAUCUAUAUAUACAUAUAUGUAUAUCUUAACCACACACACACACACACACACAUAUAUAUAUAAUAUAUAUAUAUAUACUGAUUAUUUUUUUUAACAUUGCUAAUGUUAUUGGUGUCUUCACUGGAUAAUACUCGACUGCUGUGGACACAAGCGGGCUACUUGGGGCAUAAGAAACAAGCUAAGACUGGACUUGAGUAGAAGCGCUGGGUGUAAACUUCUUAACUCUAACUGACUUGUGCGGCCUCCGCUGUUUCUCUGUAGAGUGUGCUGUACCACAAACCACCUUCUCCUUGCCUGGGACAGGGAGGAGAGGUGAUGGAGAGGAUGGGCAGGGAGUUCCAAAGAGCGGCAUCCUAGGGUGCGAUGGGUCAAAGGCCAAGGAAACGGCCAUCUGCGUGAUCAAGGAUUCCUCCUCCCCUCUCUUCCCCCAACCUUCGCCCUUACUCGUCUCAUAACCUGCCUGCCUUGCUGGGACAUGGGAUGUCAGUGUACAUUUUGCGUUGACUUUAUUCGCUAUAGAAACUUCGCCAGAGAGGCAAUGCUGGCUUCUCUUAAGGAUGGUGGGCAGCUGAUGCGCACUAACUUUCCAUUCAAGGAAGUAUCACAGGAGUCUAGAUUCCCCGCCCUUGGUGGCUGCAAAAGGACAUAAGGCCUACAGUGUGCUGAAGCAAGAAUGGGGACCGGUGCAUAGCCACACAAUUGUUCAGCACUGUCUGCUUUCUUCAUGCACAGAGCUGCCACUCAAGAGCAUCCAAGAUGCUUAUGGAACAUUUCUGGAAAGGGAUAUUAAUCAAAAGUAUAUACACAGUAGGGGUGUGUGUGUGUGUAUGUGAGCGUCAAGAUUUUUUUUAAUGGUGUACUGUAAAUAUCAGGCCCCUUUUCCAGCUCUUGGGCUGGGGAAUCAAAUGUGAAGGCAGCCGGAAUCCCCAAGCCGUGUCUGAAAAUCUUGGCUAUGUGUGUAUCUGCAAUAUACGCUGUGGUGUAUGUGAAACCCACCUUACACACGCGCGCACACACACACCCCUGAAAGCGUGUUUGUACAUCUAUGUGGAUAUAUAUAAUCUAGUUCUGUGAUUAAAAUUAUUAAUAAUAAUAAUAAUAAUCAAAAAGGUACUCGGUCUGUGUCAGAAAUCUGCCAAACAUCAUCUGCAAUUGAAUUUUUCAACGCCUGAUAAUGUACAACACGGAAAGCUUCCAAAAAAGACAAGACGGUCUAAAAACAGACUCACAACAAGUGACUACUAACCACUAGGAACUCCCCAUCCGACUGAUGGCUUUCAGAAGGAGAAAAAAAACACACGGGUGGGUGCUUGCAUCUGCAAUGUAUAAUACUCAUGCUGCAUCGUGCGCAAGACAGAGGCUUCCGAUGGGGGGGGAGGGAAGAGAAAGUGUUUUAUAUACUUAUUUAAUAUCCCUUUUUAAAUUAGAAAUUAAACAGAUAAUUUAAUUAAAGAGUAGGGAUUUUUCAGUAUUCUUUGUUAAUAUUUAAUUUCAACUAUUUAUAAGCCGUACCUCUUUUUUUUUUUUUAUUUGUACUGGUUGUGUAUAAAUUUAACCUUCCUGUUGUCCCAUCCCAUCUCUCCCCAAUUGUUGGCAGAGUCAGUAGCAUGUUAUGGGCAGUUAUUUAAUUAAUUUCUCUAACACCUACCCCUACACAUUCCUAUUGAGACAAGGGUUAGAUAUACAUCUACAUACUAUAUAUAUAUUUGGCUAUGUGUUUGUAUAUAUAUAUAUAUGUUUAUGUAUAUGUGUGAUUUGGAUUAAAUAGACGCUACGAUUUUUUUAUAUAUGUAAAAAGAAGAGACAGGAAAAAUAGAAAAUUCUACAUCUUGAAUCUCUCUCCUUUUUAAUUUUAAUAUUUGUUAUCAUUUUAUUUAUUGGUGCUACUGUUUAUCUGUAAUAAUUGCGGGGAAAAAAGAUAUUAACACUACAUAUUGUGUCUAGUGAAUUUUUUCAAGAUAUUCCUUAGUGCAUAUUUAUUUUUAAACAAAGAAAUUACAGAUAUAUCUUAAAAAAACGACGACGACGACGACAAACAAACUUUUUUUGUAUUAAAGAAUUUAAUUCUGACCUUGA